Cheilinus undulatus (humphead wrasse) is the source of this 1307-nucleotide messenger RNA. It is a transcript of the gene sbk3, whose product is annotated as SH3 domain binding kinase family, member 3. Gene Ontology annotation, biological process: peptidyl-serine phosphorylation; peptidyl-threonine phosphorylation. Bases 171 to 1307 code for a protein of 378 amino acids. NCBI's taxonomy places the organism in Eukaryota, Metazoa, Chordata, Actinopteri, Labriformes, Labridae. Gene Ontology annotation, molecular function: protein serine/threonine kinase activity; ATP binding. The record is from RefSeq and is a predicted model, not a curated record. The transcript is spliced from 4 exons.
ACACGGUUAAUAUCCAGGUCUCCAGUAAACAUCUAUGAGCCUCUAUAAAUCAGCUGCUGUGCCACUGAAUGGAACCUCUGGGCUGAAGGCAAAAUUCACAACUUUGAUUUCAGUUAAAUUAUCAGUUUGACCGAGGACACAGAGUUGAGCUCCAGUCAACAGAACAGAAAAUGACAACUGAAGCAGCUCAGGAACUUGACGAGCGAUGUUUCCUGUCGGCACAGUCCAUGUCCAAUCUGAAGGUUUCUGAACACUUCCAGGUGGUAAAGCUCCUGGGAGAGGGAUCCUAUGGAAAGGUCAUGUUAGCGGUACACAAAAAAAGAGGAACCCCCAUGGCUCUGAAGUUCUUCCCUCGUCGGUCCACCUCACUCACCUCUUUCCUGCGUGAAUACAAUCUCUCUCUUUCCUACUGCACUCAUCCCUCUCUGACUCGGGCCCUGGGGAUCUUCUUUUCCACUCCAGCCUACUAUGUCUUUGCUCAGCAAGCUGGUCUAUACGGCGACCUCUACAGUGUGAUAGUGUCUGAGGUCGGGGUGGAUGAAGAGUGCGUCCAGAGGGUGAUGUCCCAGCUGAGCGGUGCCGUCACACAUCUCCAUUCACUGGGCUUCGUCCACCGUGACAUCAAACCUGAGAACAUCUUCCUGUGCGACAGCUCCUGCCGCUGGGUCAAACUGGGUGAUUUUGGCCUCGCCCGGUCAAUCGGCGCCACCGUUCGUGCUGUCUGGUACGAGUCGCCCUUCUGCACCCCAGAGGUGGAACCUGCCAAGGCGGCCGAGAAAGAGAUGGAAAGGAGGGUGUCUGAGGGGACGGAAGAGGAGAUGGAGGACAUUUGGAUCACAGUGGAGCCCUGUAUCGACAGCUGGGCCCUCGGCGUACUCGUCUACUGCCUCUUAACCGGCUGCUUCCCCUGGGAGGAGAGCACUCAUGACGACCGCGGCUUCUGCAAAUACAAGAAGUGGUUUUACCGUGAGGCUGAAAGGGAGGACAAGAUCAGUGAUGUUGAGUGGACUGGUGAGCAGGACAGUUAUACAAUUCUGGAGAAAAACCAAGAGGGCAACCCUCUCCCUUCACAGUUUGAAGGCCUCAGCCCACUGGUUAUGACUCUUUUGAAGGAGCUCCUGAAUCCCCAGCCAAAACUCAGAGGAAACCCAGAGGAGAUCUUGAGCUAUCUUGGAGGGCCGUGGCUGAUGGAGACGGAGAGGGAGGAGAGGAGGAAGGCAGAGGAGGCACAGAAGGAGGCCAGGAAAAUAAGAGAGGGUGGAGGGGUGGCAGAGGAGCUGGUGAGGGAAGGCAGAGGGGAGAGAUGA